This is a messenger RNA of Thalassophryne amazonica, 2640 nucleotides long. RefSeq names its product fibronectin type III domain-containing protein 7-like. NCBI's taxonomy places the organism in Eukaryota, Metazoa, Chordata, Actinopteri, Batrachoidiformes, Batrachoididae. The transcript has 13 exons. Gene Ontology annotation, molecular function: protein binding. The record is from RefSeq and is a predicted model, not a curated record. The coding region runs from base 55 to 2640 and encodes 861 amino acids.
CAGUUUAUUAGAAACUGUAUCACAUGUUUCAGCUGCAGGCAAAACACUGAAGUCAUGACAACAACAAGACUCUUAAUUUUACUGACUCUGGCAGAGAUGUGUGCCGCUCAGAAUGACAUCACUUUGUCUGUGUUUACUGUGACGUCUAAGAGUAUGACAGUACAGUGGAGUGGACAAACCGGUGCCAGUUCCUACAAGAUCACAGCAACACCCAAGAACUCUCCAGAACGGUCAGUAUUUGCUCAGUUCAGCGGAAACACCGUGAUGGGUUCCGUCAACUCCCUGUCACCAAACACGGUGUACACCAUGCAGCUAGAAGCCAUGGACAACGCGCUCAAUGUCCUCAGUAGUGCAGAGACUGAGGAGACAACAGCUCCUGAGGUACCCAGCAUUGACCAGGCCUAUUCCAAGCACAGCGACAGUAUCACAGUGGAGUUCACCGAGGUUUCCGGGGCAACCGACUACAUCUUGAGGGCAGAGUCACAGAAGAAUGACUUUUUCUCUGAGACUGUGGUGACCGGCUCCCCAGGAACUAUGGUUCAGCUGCAGCCCUACACAGAGUACAGGCUCAGUGUCAUGUCCCUCAACUCAGGGGGGCGGAGCCAGCCCUCAAACCUCAUCCAGGCCAGAACAGUGGUGAUGGCCCCCGAGUUGAAUACCACGUCACCUAACGGUGACACCAUCCUUGUGUCGUGGCUCCCUGUGCAGCACGCUGUCUUCUACACCCUCAUCGUCAUCCAGGAGGGCUCCAGUGACCGAAUCACAAUAAACACCACAAACACUGCAGUGACCUUUGAUGACCUUCAACCAGGAAUGACCUAUUGCAUCAAGGGCUCAGCCUGGGACUCAUACAGCCACCCUGGAGAUGACCUCACCAUCUGCCAGAUUACCCGUCCACCAAGUCCUGAUGUGGUCCAUGUCCAGGUGACUCAGGGUCGGUCUGUUGGAAUCGCCAUUUACUGGCAGGCAGUGCAAGGAGCUGAGACCUACAUGGCCUGGACCACCAACGGCCAAAACUGCACCUCAGCAUUUACUAGUUUCUGUUUGAUCACACCUGUGGAAUGUGGACAGAACCACUCUGUCUCUGUCACAGCUUACAACAAGGCUGGAGCCAGCAGUCCUUCACUGCCAGAAGACUACGUCACAAAUCCAUGUCCACCAGAGAACAUCUGGGUGGAGGAACUGAAGGCCAGCAACUGUUCAGUUGUGUGGGAGUCGGUACUGCUAGUGGAGUACUACAUAGUUUUUAUAAAGCGGGACGAUGGAACUGAAAAGUCGUGUAACACCACCGACACCACAUGCCCAUUUUUUUGCAUGUGUGGUUACACCUACCUCACCAGCGUCUUCCCGUACAACCAGGCCGGCACCAGUCCUUACACACACGUCCGCAACUACACCAUGAUUCCAUGUUGCCCACAGGAAGUCUCCAUAACUCUGGUUUCCACAGAGACCCUUGAGAUCACGUGGUCAUCUGUCAAAGGGGCGGAGCUGUACAAAACGACAGCUGUGCAGACUGAUGAUGUCAUCCACUGUAAUGACACAGCACCAAUGUGUGUACUGUCUGAUCUUAGGUGCAACACAAUAUAUUCUGUGGUAGUCACGCCUUGCAGUGAACUACAGGGAUGCAACCACACGUGCACGCCGCACACACAUGAGACAGCUCCAUGUGCUCCAGCGAUCCUGAAUGUGAUGCAGACCAGCGACUCAACAUACAGAGUACUUUCCACAACCCCAAAUACACCAAACACAAAUUAUACCAUCACUGCCAUUGGACGUCAUGACACGCACUCUUGUCACACGAGGAGCAGCCUCUGUGAGCUCACACAGCUGCAGUGUGGUUUGACCUACGAUGUCACGGCAGUCGCCACCACAAGUGUAGGACAGAGUCUCCUUGGAUACACCUGGCCUUUGGAGACAGGUCCGUGCUGUCCUACAACAGUGAGCGUGACUCAGGCCACUCAGGCUAUGACCAAUGUGAGCUGGUCACCUGGAAAAGGAGCUAGAUCCUACAUCACAACACUGACGUCUUUCACGCGGACACACCAAUGCCACACUCUGGACACCCACUGCCUGAUGGGAUGCAUCACGUGCAGCACCAACUACAGCAUUGAGCUGGAAGCCAUCAGCGGCACAGGACACAUUUCACAGUGCAAAUACCACGGAUUCUCAUCCAGUGCAUGCUGUCCGACCAAUGUCAGGCUCUAUCGCAGGAGCAACAACUCCUUACGGGUCUUCUGGCGCUCACUGGGCCUCCCUCAUAUCCAAAACCACACAGUAGAGGUGUACGGGACCAGUGCCAACUACUCUUGCACUGCAGUCGCUGGUGACGAAUUCUGUGAUUUCCAGGAGGAGAUGUGCGGGGAAGUGUACACGGUGGUGGUGGCACCGUCGGGGCAGAACGGGGUCACAGUCGGCUUCUGCCAACCAAGGACAUACGGGUUCCUUGCCCAGGAAGUCAUGUUGGAAUGUGAGGAAGAACUGAACAGGACUCUAGAUCGGGCCAUUGAGAUGGCCCACAGCUUGAAGAGAGCCACUGACUGCAUGGUGAUGAGACUGUCAGCUGAUCUGGACAGAACAAAAGUGCCCAAGAAACCCCACAACAUGCAGCCACUAGUGGGCAGGAAAAACCACACUGUUUAA